Messenger RNA from Plasmodium relictum, 1491 nucleotides. Its product is annotated as conserved Plasmodium protein, unknown function. The transcript is spliced from 3 exons. Gene Ontology annotation, biological process: regulation of alternative mRNA splicing, via spliceosome. Lineage: Eukaryota; Apicomplexa; Aconoidasida; Haemosporida; Plasmodiidae. Gene Ontology annotation, cellular component: nucleus. The record is from RefSeq and is a predicted model, not a curated record. The coding region runs from base 1 to 1491 and encodes 496 amino acids.
AUGUCUCAAGAAAAUAAUGAAGUAAUUAUGAAUGAUGAAACGAACGAUUGUACAGAAGAAAAUUUAAAUGAAUAUUUUAAUGAAUUCAAAAAAAGAGAACAUGUGUAUUUAGCCUGUAUAUCAUCCUUGGAAAAAGAAAUAUGUCAAACACAUACAUAUUUAAAUGAAUGGAGAAGUAUGCAUCUGUAUGAUGAUGAAGAUAAUAAAUCAUCAAAAGAUAUUAUAAAUAUUAAUUCGUUAAGAAAUUUAUUAAUUGACCCAUGUAUUAAUUUGGAAAUAAAGGAAUUAAGACAAAAAAUAUAUGAAAUAACUAGAAAGUGCAAUUUAGCUGAAGAAAAAUUACAGGGAUGUAACUUCGAUGCACAAGCCACUGCAGGACAGAGAUUAAUAAACAAAUGCAAAAAACUACAAGAAGAGAAUUAUGAACUUGGAAAAACAUUAGAAGAAAAUAACUUACAAUCUUUGUCAAUACAAAUUUUAAAUUUAAAGCAACAAAUUGUCUUUUAUAAAAAUGAAUUAAAAAUACUGAAAGAAUUGAAUGCUGAUAUUGAUGAAGAUAACGAACUUUUAAGCCAGCAAUUAGCUGAACUAACUAAAAAAUAUACACAAAUUACUGAAGAAAAAAGUGAAUUAGAAAAAAAUAAUUUAAAAUUAAAUAAUUAUAUUAAUUCACUAAAAUCAAAGUUAGAUAAAUAUAAUGAAAUAUCAAAAGAUGAACAGGAACUUAAAAAGAAAAAUAAUUAUUAUUCUUCUAAUAUUUCUUCUGAAAAUAAUGCAAAUGAUGAAAUUAAUAAAAAAAAUCAAGAAUAUAAAGAUGAGGAAGAAGAAUAUGCAGAAGAAAUGGAGGAUAAUGAUAAUGAAGAAGAUGAAAAUGAUCAAAAUAAUGAAGACUAUGGAGAAAGAAAAGAGGAGGAAGAAGAGUAUACAAAUGAAAAUGAUAGUUAUAAAAAAAAAAAUUCAGAUGAAAGUAGAGAGAGGAAACAUAAAAAAAUGGAUAAAUACUAUAAGGACAAAAAGUAUGAUAAAGAUAAAUAUAAGUUGAGAGAAAAAGAAAAAGAAAAAAAUAGAAAAGAUAGAAUAAGAGAAAAAGAAAAAACAAAAGAAAGAAUUAAAGAAAAACUAAAAGAAAGAGAGAAAAUUAAAAAUAAAUAUAAAAAUAGAAAUAAAGAAAAGGCUAAAUCAAAAACUAAAAAGGAACAAUAUGAUAGUAAUUAUUCAGAACAAAAAAGAAAAUUUAUAAAAGAUCAUGAUAACGAUUUCAGAGAAACUUCUAGAACGGAUAAAUUUGAUCAUUCCAAUAAUAUUUCAAAGAAUGGUGACAUAGAAGAUAAAACAAGUGAAUGUAGCAGCGAAAGAGAAAGAUCAUGUAGAAGAAAAGAAAGAAGCAAAAAUAAAUGCAAAGAAAAAUAUAAAAGUAGGAAAAGAAUUAAAAUAAGAAGCAAUGAUGAGAAAGAUGAUACUUACGAUAAAAAAUCAAAUGGAAAAUCUUAA